AUGGCUAUGCCCUCUUAUAUAAAGCUAGCAAAUAUUUCAAUAUGUUCUACAUCACCAAACUUCCUUUUCUUCUGGUUUCCCAUCAAUAGUCACGAUGGCCUUGACCAGAAGAUUGGCUCUUUUAGGGUUCGUGAUUUCCAUGCUCCUAAUGGUACUGAUGAACCCAUCUUCGGCAAGAGAGUUAAGAGAGCAUUUAACUUUCAUAAAGUAUCCUCCCAAAGGCUCUGGGGCAACGGGAACAUACGUACCAGUUCCAGCAAAUCCAUAUCACAGAGUCCUCCCAUUUUGGAGAAGGGUGGGAGUCCAAUGUGUGACCCAAAGAAGAAUUCCAAAUGUGUAUCAGAGCCUGUGAAUCCAUAUCCCGAACGUUGUAGCAAACAGAGUCGAUGUCAGGGUGAACCCUUGUCGGAGGCCAUGGAACUAAUGGAUUACUUGCCGUUUGCUUCGGCAAGAGAGUUAAGAGAGCUUGAAACUGUAGUAAAAUUUCCUCUCAAAGGCUCUGUGACAUUGGACGCAUUCAUCAGUCCUCCUACUAUGGGGGUAGGUGGCAGUUCAAAAUGUGACCCAAAGAAAUAUCCUAUAUGUGUACCAGUGCCUUCAAAUCCAUAUCACAGAGGCUGUAAUCCAGCAGAUCAUUGCCGGAGUGAUCCCCCGCCGAAGCCCAUGGAGCUAAUGGAUUAG
Messenger RNA from Dovyalis caffra, 681 nucleotides. The record is from the annotation of a GenBank genome assembly. Lineage: Eukaryota; Viridiplantae; Streptophyta; Magnoliopsida; Malpighiales; Salicaceae.